AUGUCCUCUCUCCUCGAAGCACCUCCAUACCUCUUCUCAACACAACAAGUCGACCUAAUGCAAGUAGCUGCGAUAAUCGGCUUCCUAAUCGCCUGUCUCGGUGGCGGAAAGCUCUCCGAUAUGAUAAAAAACGCGAUCGUCCGCCGCAGUUCUGGCCAAGACAUCUGGCCUGAGCAGCGUCUAAUCUCCCUAGUCCCUGGAAUGUUGUUCGGACCCGCAUGA
This is a messenger RNA of Penicillium malachiteum, 222 nucleotides long. RefSeq names its product MFS general substrate transporter. The transcript has a single exon. NCBI's taxonomy places the organism in Eukaryota, Fungi, Ascomycota, Eurotiomycetes, Eurotiales, Aspergillaceae. The record is from RefSeq and is a predicted model, not a curated record. Bases 1 to 222 code for a protein of 73 amino acids.